AUGUCCGGUGCUGUGGAGCUUCGAGCACCAACGGAUCGGCCCAACCUGUUCUAUGCCGUGCGUCACCGCCCAAAGGCUGCCGCGGAUGUUUUGGCCGCCGUUCUGUCUACGAUCCUCCUGUUUCCACGAGGAACUCCCGGCUUGGUCUACUGCAUCACGCGCAAGGAGGCGGAGGUCCUACGGCAGGGUUUGGCGGCUGGUGGCGUGCCCUGCGAGUUCUACCACGGGGACCUGGACGCGGCAGCACGUCAGAAGGUCCACUCCUCUUGGGUGGAGGGCCGCAUCGAUGUGGUGGUGGCCACUGUGGCCUUCGGCAUGGGCAUCAACAAGAGCGAUGUGCGCUUCGUCGUCCACGCGGGCUUGCCGGCCUCCCUGCACCACUACUACCAGGAAGCUGGCCGCGCUGGGAGGGACGGCAAGCCAGCCCUUUGCUUGUUGUUGUACCGGCCCAGCGACGUGCCCCGGCAUAGCGUCAUGAAUUACUACAAGCCAGCAUCCUUGCGUGAGCUGUACGGGGCCGCCAUGUACUGUCAGGGCCGCGAAUGCAGGCGCGCACGGAUCUCCCGCCACUUCGGUGAGGACGGCCAUAGUAUACAGGAUACAGUAGAGGCCCUGAAGAGCUUGGGAUGA
Symbiodinium pilosum is the source of this 630-nucleotide messenger RNA. The record is from the annotation of a GenBank genome assembly. Lineage: Eukaryota; Dinophyceae; Suessiales; Symbiodiniaceae.